GAGGCGGGAGACACUCGGGGUGGGAGCUUCGGCCGCCCACGCUGCCCCUCGGUUUGUGGGUUCACUUCCCAGCUCCCGAGCGAAAGGUUUACGGGUUCGCCUCCCAGCGCGAGCGCUAGCGAGCGUCGUUCCCGGCUUGUAGCCCGUAGCCGUAGCCGGGCGGUGCUGCGUGGCCCAGGUCCAUUAGAUUUAAGUUGCGAGUUCUCUCUGGGCACCAGUAAAUGUGGACAUGCCAGUUGGGAGAUAAGAAGAUUGCAGCCAAAAGAAGAACCAUGGCUUUGGAAGGUGGAGUCCAGUCUGAGGAGCCUCUGUGCAUGCGGGAAGCAUAAUCGGGCAGCCAUGGAGUGGGACAACGGGACAGGACAGGCCCCAGGCUCACCGCCCACCACCUGUGUCUACCAAGAGAACUUCAAGAGACUGCUACUGCCACCUGUGUACUCAGUGGUGCUGGCGGCCGGCCUGCCACUGAACGCCUGUGUCAUCGCCCAGAUCAGCACAUCCCGCCGGGCCCUGACCCGCACGGCCGUGUACACCCUGAACCUGGCCCUGGCCGAUCUGCUCUACGCCUGCUCCCUGCCCCUGCUCAUCUACAACUAUGCCCAAGGUGACCACUGGCCUUUUGGCGACCUCGCCUGCCGCCUGGUCCGCUUCCUGUUUUACGCCAACCUACACGGUAGCAUCCUCUUCCUCACCUGCAUCAGUUUCCAGCGCUACCUGGGCAUCUGCCACCCACUGGCCCCCUGGCACAAGCGUGGGGGCCGCCGCGCCGCCUGGGUAGUGUGUGGGGCCGUGUGGCUGGCUGUGGCGACCCAGUGUCUGCCCACAGCCCUCUUUGCUGCCACAGGCAUCCAGCGUAACCGCACUGUCUGCUACGACCUGAGCCCACCUGCCCUGGCCUCCCACUAUAUGCCCUACGGCAUGGCCCUCACGGUCAUCGGCUUUCUGCUGCCCUUUGCCGCCCUGCUGGCCUGCUACUGCCGCCUAGCUUACCAUCUGUGCCGCCAGGACGGCCCAGCAGGGCCAGUGGCCCGGGAGCGGCGUGGCAAGGCAGCCCGCAUGGCGGUAGUGGUGGCAGCCGCCUUUGCCAUCAGCUUCCUGCCCUUCCAUGUCACCAAGACAGCCUACCUGGCGGUGCGCUCUACAUCUGGGGUCCCCUGCCCUGUGCUGGAGGCCUUUGCAGCUGCCUACAAAGUCACACGGCCCUUUGCCAGUGCCAACAGCGUGCUGGAUCCCAUUCUCUUCUACUUCACUCAGAAGAAGUUCCGCCGGAGGCCACAUGAGCUGCUGCAGAAACUCACGGCCAAGUGGCAGCGACGGGGUCCCUGAGCCCAGUGGGGACAAGGACACCUGGGGCCGUGGCGCCGGAAGCCCCACCAACCCCAAACUGUGCAGAGAAUUAGAGCUUAGCUCAGCUGGGCAUGGAGUGAGGUCGCCCCACAGACUCCAAAAUCUCAACCAAUGACUAUUUAUUGAGCUCUUUCUCUGGACUGGGCCGUGUGGGCACAGAGAGACAAGCUCGGACCUGGCUCUCCAGAAGGUCCCAGUCAGCCCUGGAGAGGCAGGGAAGCCAUGUUAAGCUGCUCACAAAAAUGGCGUGUGACAUGCACUGUAAUUGAGGAGCAUGCCGAAUGUUUUGGAGUCACCAAUAAAGGGAGUGAGGGAAGAUGGGAGGAGGAAGUGAGGGCUUCUGGAAAGGAGCAUUUGAGCUGGAUUUUGAGGGAUGAAUAUGAGCUCUCUGGAGGAAUGUGAUGUUCCAUUCAUUCAGCAAAACUUUACCUACACCUUGUGCUUGGGCCUGGGUUGAUUCCAGCGCCCCAGGAGAACAAGUCCCAGCUCUGCCCCAUAUAGGCUCCCAACUACUGGAUAUACUGACAUUUGACAAAGUGAUGUCAAGGCUGUGACAGAGGGAAGCAUGGCUGGCGGGGAGGGGUGAACAGAGGAUACCCAUGAUCCAGUCCAAGGAGUCAGGAAAGAUUUCUCAGGGUGGGGCUGGGGGGCAUCUGAACCAGAUGUUGAGGGUUGAGUGGCAGGUCAGCAAAUGGAAGUGGGGAGCGUGUUCACCCAGCCUGGGAUGGCCCUAAUCUAGACUCUGCGCUGGAGGAGAUGGGUAGAGAGCUGGAGUGGGGGGCAGGCAUAUGGUCUGCUGUGUGUGAAAGUUGAGAAAACAAAAGCUGUCCCAUGGCCACCCUUCAGGCUGUGGGGGCUGAGCAGAGGGAAGAAUCAGGGAGCACUUCUUCAAAGAGUGGAGCUUAAGCCAGGGAGGAAUCCAAAAGACAGAAGGAGGCUGCUCCUGAUGGAAGGCACUGGGUGCAUAAAACCCAGAGGCAGAGACCUGUUGAAUCUGGCUGCAAAUCAAUAGUGAGUUUCAGUUAAGUCCAAGAGGGGAUGGAGUGGGUGGGACCAGAGCAUUGAAUGCCAGGAAGAGCCCCAGACCCCACCUCUCCUCCACCUAUCUCUUCGCAUGGGCCUCUUUCAGCCUCAGGGUAUCCUGGGUGCCUGAGGAACCCUCCACCAGGCCCCCCCAAGUGAAGGGAAAUAGCCCUUCAAUAUUGCUUCAUUCUAGAAGGAGAAGUCAACUUGAAGAGACUCAGGGCCAUGCCAGGGCUACCAGGAGGCUGCCACAUGGAGGUGCAGAAGUCCUGUGGCCAGUCUCAAGACAGACUGUUCCAUGGGUUCUGCUCCUGCCCUCUCACCUUCAUCAUUCUGGCCUGUGGGUGCCUGGGAGGCUGCUGGAGGCCAUCUCACAGGGGCAUCUCAAACACAGACCUGAGCCUUCAAAAGCUUUGGAAAGGCAUCUUCACGGAAGGUCUCUGAGAAGACAGCCAAGCGAUUCUGCCACAUAAGGCCUCUUUACCUGCUCUCCCCACCCACCCCUCCUUUCGGCCCCACCCACACAGCUCCUCACCCUCUCUGCUCCUUUUCCUCAUAUCUCCACACACACCCCCACCGGACCCCCCCUCACUUCUCCUCCAUUCCUUAUUCCUUCCUCCCAGGUCCCAGCUUUCCACCUGUAGAACAAUUUCACCUGCCCUUGGCUGCUAGUAUACCACUCAGAC
Molecule: messenger RNA, 3056 nt
Organism: Prionailurus viverrinus (fishing cat)
Lineage: Eukaryota; Metazoa; Chordata; Mammalia; Carnivora; Felidae
Gene: P2RY6
Product: pyrimidinergic receptor P2Y6
Exons: 4
Coding region: 340-1326 (328 amino acids)
Biological process (GO): cellular response to pyrimidine ribonucleotide; G protein-coupled receptor signaling pathway
Cellular component (GO): plasma membrane
Molecular function (GO): G protein-coupled UDP receptor activity; G protein-coupled ADP receptor activity; G protein-coupled UTP receptor activity
Source: RefSeq, a predicted model, not a curated record